Salvelinus sp. IW2-2015 is the source of this 2470-nucleotide messenger RNA. The record is from RefSeq and is a predicted model, not a curated record. Lineage: Eukaryota; Metazoa; Chordata; Actinopteri; Salmoniformes; Salmonidae.
CACAAGCACGGACCCUGUCAUUGUGGUUCAGUGGAGUAGCUGCUGCUGCCUUUGCAACAGUUGCACAGUAUGUGUGUGUGGUGUCCUCUAUCCCUUCUCACCACCAGCAAUAAUAUUUCCAGAGAUUAAUUAUUCAAGGAUUGCCUGUCAAGGGGGAGCUACCUGAUAGCAAGGACCUCAGGAGAGCCAAAAACCUUACAGCUGGAUAUCAGGUGAAACGAUACACCCCACUGCUUCAUCUCUUUCUCCUCCUCCUCCGUCCUCCCUCCUUCAUUUCCACUCUUGAUGUAAAGUGUAACUGAACACUUGAAAGAAAACACCAACUACUCCUGCUUGUUUUUUUUCCUCUGUAAAGCUGUCUUCUGUUUUUUUCUCUCCAAUGCUCGUCACCAGCAAGCAGUUGAAUAUCGGUCGCUCCCACAGUUGGGACACCCUGGGGGGGAAUGAGGGGCAGUGGGCCGGGGGAGAAAGCGUUUACGACCACCAAGGCAGGAUUGUGGGCCGACGGAACUCGCUGUCUUACAGGGGAGACAGAGGAGGUUACUACGAGCCACCCCCUGGGGUGCGCCCUCCUGACCUGGAUCUGAAACGAGACCCCUACUCCUACCAUGACUCUCUGUACAGCCAGCAGGGCUACGCUGCUGAUCCCCGGGAAAUGAGAAAGGGCUCAGUCCCUGAGCUAAACCACUACGACCGUCCAACCAUGGCUCAUAGUCACCAAGGAUCCGUCGUCUCACAGGAAUAUUAUCCCCAUGACCCUGCUAUGGCUCCCCGACCACCGGAGGAUCCCCGGGGCUUCUACCGGGUGGAGCAGCAGCCACAGCCUCACCCGCUCAACAGAUCCCCGUCCCACUAUGGGAUGAACCCAGUGGGACGGCUGCCAUGGGACCAGGGACAGGGAGGGAGGCCCGGACCUCCGGGUCCUUCAUCGGCUUCUCCUCUUCCUCCUCCCCCUCCUCCGCCAACUGCCCAUGGCAUGAACCAGGUUUACAGUCAGCCUGCAGCUGUAGCUGCCGCUGCCAAGAUGAUGCCAGAUGGCCAGCGCUCUCCUGCUCACUAUGGGAUGGAACAACCAUCUUCGCCUCGGUACGCAUCUGAGCCACCCCCUCUAGCUGGACAGCCGGUCUACACCGACAUCAACGGCCGUCCGCUGGACAAUCGGCAGCAGCAGCCCGCAGCCACCUGCCUGGUGGUGGACCCUAACACUCAGGGGCUGGAUGGGAGCAUGCAGCAGCGAGGUAUGAUGAUAAGGCAGGAGUGCACAUUGCCCUACAGCGUUCAACAACAACAAGCUCCGCAGCCCAACAUGCAGGUCUACAACCCCAACCCUCCUCUCGCCUCCCCUGUUCCUGCACCUGUUCCUGCCCCUCUUCCUAUCCCACCUGCCCCUGUAGCCCUCCCCCCUCCACCUCCCACAGCCCACCAGACGCCUGCAGCCUCAGUGGAUCACAAGAGGAACACCGACCCAGAGUUCCUGGCUCUGCUUCGCAAUGAGGGUCUCUCAGAGAGUACCAUCUCCUCACUCAUCCAGCAGGGCUUUGACACAACCGGUAUGCUGGCAGUCAUGGAAGAGAAUGACGUGCGCUCUGUGGCUCCCAAUUUAGGGCAGGCGCGGGUGCUGUCGCGGGUAGCCAUCAGUGUCAAGAGGCCCUUGGAGCCUACACCCACGACCCAGCAACAGGCCCCCAUGCGGGGCCGCUCCAACAGUUUCAGCCACCGCUCUGACAUGUACCUCCAACAGCAGCAGCAACAGCAGCACCAACAUCAUCAGCAGGCCAUGGCAAUGGGCAUGGAUCCACGGCUGAUGCCACCACAGACCCCUGGUGUCAUGCAGACCAUCUCCCCCGCAAUGGCCGAGGCCAUGGCCAGGAGGCCCAACAGCGCUCCCUCUCAGCACCUCCUAGAAACCACCCAGGGCUACCCAGGACCUCGUACCCCGGGGCCCUACAGUGGCGCCAUGGUCCCUGUCCAGUCCCGGCCCGUGUCUGCAUACUCCCAACACCCGGGUGUCCCUAUGCAUCCGGGCAUACAGAUGAUGGCUGCCAUGCCCCAGCACCAGCAGAUGUCAGGGGCUGCAAUGCAAGCCAUGCAACAACAGCAGAUGCCAGUGUCCAUGCCUGCCCUGCCGCCACCUCAGCAGGCCCCGAAGGCAUACUCCACCAACUACACAGUGCCCAUGGAGCUGAUGAAGCGGGACCGCAGCCUGCAACCCAUGUCGCCCAUGCACAGCCCCCACCUCAGCCCUCAGAUGAUGCGCAAGGCUGGGGGCACCCCGUCUGAUGGCGCCAUGAUGCCCGUGGGUACCACCAUGCAGAGCCAGAGUGCUAUGGCCGCCAACCAGAAGCUUAGCCGCCGUACCGGCCCACCUGUCAUCGUCUCCACCAUGGCAUCACCAGAUACAAGUAAAGCACACUUUUAUCCCUUCUGCAUUCCCUCCUCUUCCUUCGCUCCCCUAGUCUCUUGGCUGUAG